AUGACCGUAGUAAAGAUUCAAAGUCAAAAAGAAUUGGACGAAAAGUUUGAUGACGGAUAUGUAAUUGUAGACUUUACGGCCACUUGGUGUCCCCCUUGUAAAUUUAUAGCACCAAUCUUUGAAAACCUUUCUAAAAUUCAUUCACAUGUUAAAUUUCUUAAAGUCGAUGUUGAUGAGAGCAGUGAUAUCGCAGAAAAAUACAAUGUAACCUCCAUGCCAACUUUUAUCUUGUUUAACAAAGGCGAAGUGGUAGGCACCGUGCUUGGUUCUACAGCAUUAUAUUUGGCAUGCAGGGCUAUAGAAAGUGGAUCAAUUGAUUGUGCACUUGCUUUGGGAUUUGAAAAAAUGAAACCUGGGCCAAUGAAUUCAAUAUUCAAAGAUAGAACAUUUCCAAUUGAUCACACAGUUGAAGUUAGUUCAAGUAUUAAAGAUUUGGACAAUUCACCUCUUAUGGCACAAUUAUUUGGAAAUGCUGGAAUAGAAUAUUGUAAUAAAUAUAAUGCGACUUAUGAUCACAUGGAAAAAAUAAGUGGGUUGCUUUCAAAAGGACAUCCUGUUGGUGCAACUGGAUUAGCACAGUGUAUAGAAUUGGUAUGGCAAUUACGAGAAUGGGCAACAAAUCGUCAAGUUUCAAAUAUUAAAUAUGCAUUACAACAUAAUCUUGGUUUAGGUGGUUAUAAUCCUGCUAUUGAAUCAAAAGGUAUUACAACCAAUGAUUUAGAUAAAGUAAAGUCUAAAAGUGACUAUAGUAAUUGGUUUUAUUCAAAACUUUAA
Molecule: messenger RNA, 774 nt
Organism: Entrophospora sp. SA101
Lineage: Eukaryota; Fungi; Glomeromycota; Glomeromycetes; Entrophosporales; Entrophosporaceae
Source: the annotation of a GenBank genome assembly